Molecule: messenger RNA, 365 nt
Organism: Serpula lacrymans var. lacrymans S7.9
Lineage: Eukaryota; Fungi; Basidiomycota; Agaricomycetes; Boletales; Serpulaceae
Exons: 3
Source: RefSeq, a predicted model, not a curated record
UGCUCAAAGCAAGAAACAAAAGAACAACUCGAUUUCUCUACUCCAUCCAUAACCACCAACAUAGACAAAGUAUCUCUCGAAGAUGGGGAAAUCACUGAAGAAAACAACUCCGCAGUUGCCUCUACGCCUGUGACAGCAGGGACCCAGCAAAGUUCCACCUCCCCAACAUGUUCGGGGCUGCCUUCUCCGGUUGAAGGCCCUGUUAGUCCAGCCGAUGCACACCAAUCUAAAGCAGCAUCCCUAUCUUCAGAGGAAUUCGAACGUGCCAAAUCUGUUGUUCUCGAUCUCCUGGGAUGGGGCGUAACCCCCGAGUACCUCGUUGAUUAUACCGACCUUCAUUUACGUCUUCCGGCCAACAUUAUCAU